Epinephelus fuscoguttatus (brown-marbled grouper) is the source of this 2394-nucleotide messenger RNA. RefSeq lists its product as uncharacterized. The transcript is spliced from 6 exons. NCBI's taxonomy places the organism in Eukaryota, Metazoa, Chordata, Actinopteri, Perciformes, Serranidae. Gene Ontology annotation, cellular component: membrane. Bases 148 to 678 code for a protein of 176 amino acids. The record is from RefSeq and is a predicted model, not a curated record.
CAUUCCAGAAGUCAUCUUGUUGUCCGGAGUUUUCACCAUAAAAGUUAAUCUGAAGAACUGUGUCCUCGACAGCCUCUACAGACCCUGUUGGUAUCAUCUAGAGACGACUCAGGCAUCCCUGCACUGGAAAACAUUUAGUCAGUUAACAUGUCCUCUGAGGGUGCAGUGGCAGCAGCUGGACCCAGGUUACAUCGUCUCUUCCCCUGGUUUGACACUCAAAGUGCUGCGGUGGUGACCAUCUUGUUGGGGCUGUUCCAGAUUCUGUUAUGUGUCCCACUGGCUUACGUUGAGCAAACUUUGCCAAAACUCUUUGUGGCGCCACUCAUCUUUGGAAUUCUAAUCGUAGCAGCAGGAUCCAUUACCUUUGCCAAUGAAAGGAACUCCAACAAACUACUGCUUCAAGGUUGUGUAUACAGUAAUGCAGUUUGCCUGCUGGGGACGCUGCUUUCUUUCUGCCUGUACUGCUACUGCCUCAGCACUAUUGGAACACCGAUUUGUGAGCCCAAAUCCACGCCCAGUUAUCAUUUCUACAGAGCUCAAUCUCCUGAGUGUGCUGAGGUAUUCCUGACGGCCUAUUCCAAGUCUCUGAAAAUACUGCUGCUGCUCUACAGUCUUGGAGCCCUGGUCAUACAAUCCAUCCUGUCUGUCUCUGCUUUCAAAACUCUCAAAACAGAGUGAUACACAAACACGUGUGCCAUACAUGUUGAAAUCCUCAAUAUUAGCAGUAGAAUUGAAAACCACUCAUGUAAUUCCCCUCACAAAAUUUUAAAAGUGUCGAUCGUGUAGAUUUCUGUUUUAGUGGUUUGGUGUCUCUUGAUGAGGUUUCAUGAUACAGAUCAGACUAUUUAAACCAAAAUGUCUCAUGACAUCUCAGAGUCUGUUCACACCUGGUAGUGACGUGUCCUGGGUGAUCCGAUCGCUAGUGGACAGUUUUAGAGGCUCGUUUAUGCUCCAAAUUAGAUAUAGAGGUGGUGGACAGCCUUCUGUUCGUGCUCUGCAUUCUUUUUGUCCCUAUUUGUGCACAUUUUCUAAAGGCUUAUGGAUACUGACGAAACAGAUCAGUACCACUGGAGAUUAUGGAGGCAGUGUAGCGUAGUUAAAGCAAGAUAUGACCAUAGGAGACGACGAAGACAUUUAAAUAAUGGUGGAACAGAAUGAAAUGGUAAUAUAAUAAUAUAUAGUAAUAUAUAUUGAAAUUAUUGAGAGGGACUCUCCGUCCUUAUGUCCCAUACAUGACGUCCCAGCUCUCACCUAUGGUCAUGAGCUUUGGGUAAUGACCGAACAAAUGAGAUCACAGAUACAAGCAGCCAAAACGAGUUUCCCCAGAAGGGUGGCUGGGCUCAGCCUUAGAGAUAGGGUAAGGAGCUUGGGCAACCGGAGGGAGCUCAGAGUAGAGCCACUGCUCCUUCGCGUCGAAAGGCGUCAGUUGAGGUGGUUCGGGCAUCUGAUCAGGAUGCCUUUUGGGCGCCUCCUGUUAGAGGUGUUCUGGGCACGUCCCAAUGGUAGGAGGCCCCGGGGCAGAACCAGAACACACUGGAGGGAUUACAUAUCUCAUCUGGCCUGGGAAUGCCUCAGGGUCCCCCAGGAGGAGCUGGAAAGUGUUGCUGGGGAGAGGGACGUCUGGGGUGCUUUGCUUGGCCUGCUGCCCUAGCGGUUGAUAUGAAAUGGAGUCUUCAUCCACAUGUCAGGAUGUAAAAGCAGCAGAGAUCUGCGCCAUCUACAACGCUGCCUCCAUUAAUAGAUACAAUAUUACAAUCUUUUCCAUUGUCGUCCAUUUGUUGUUGUGUGAAAAUGUUGACUCUGCCCUCUAGCGCUAUCUAUUGGCUGUAUCUAUGCCCUCAUAAACAACCUGCGGAGGUAAAAGGGCAGUCAGUGAUGUUUACGUUUGAAACAGCCAUAUUUAUUUUUGUAAACAAAGGGAGUAUAAAUGAGCCUCAAGUCUGUCUGUUUACACCUGCCAUCAGAGUGUGUCUCAAGUGACCACUUGUGAUCGAAUCUCACUUCCUCACUCUGUAUGCAAAUAAUCAGGUGCAUCUCUCAAAGUGACUGCUGAACCUUUUCAAGGCAGAAAAUAUGACUAUGUGACAAGAUGAAAAGUGUAUCACUGUAACUAUUCACAAAGAAUCUAUCAGCAACCUUACUCUUUAUAACUAUGUGCAUAUUGUUUUACCCACAGCAGAUAUACUAAUAAAACCCAGUUUGGGGACAGAAGAAGAAGUUCCCUUAUUUAAUUGCAGUUUUAAGUGAAAAUGCACAGCCUUGUAUACUGUACAUACAUUUGUUUGUUUUACAAUUACAUUGACGUUUUUUUAUAAUGUUUUGUAAUGUUUUACAUGUUUUUAAAAUUUUAUAACAAAUCAAAUACAAAGAAAAUAAAUAUACUGGAUGAACUAA